AUGACAGGCUAUAAUUUGUUUAUUGCAUGGUUAAAGCAAAAAGAUAGAACACCUUUUAAAGUAAAAUCAGUUUAUAAUUGUUAUACAGCCUUGGCAUUCUAUUUAAAAGAACAUAGUGUGAUUGGAAGUGGAGUAUGUUUAUGGGAUAAAUAUUACUUUCCUAAAACAUUAAAAUGCUUUUAUAAAAAAAUAUGUUUAUUACAAAUAGAUGAAUAUGGUGAUACAAAUUUAAGUGAUGCCUUAACUUCUAAUGAAAUUACUACUUGUUUGAAUUAUAAUUACCUUUUAGUUACUAAUAAUGAAGGAGGAAACACAAGUAAUUUGCAGUAUCAUAAUGUUAAAUCUCGAGCUGAUGCAUCUGAUACAUCUGAAGAUGAAUUAAUGACCUUUUCAGGUUAUCGAUCAUAUGAAGGUAUCAGGUCUUAUAGCAAACCUACAGAUGAUCAACAGUUAAACUCUGUAGCAUCACUUAUACUAUUUGCAAAAAUCGAGGAAGAUCUAGAAGAAUUUUAUAAUUAUUCUGGAGAAUUUUAUAUUAUAUAUAAAUUAGAAGAAGAUAAUUCGAAUACUGAUAAAGUUUAA
Molecule: messenger RNA, 582 nt
Organism: Cetraspora pellucida
Lineage: Eukaryota; Fungi; Glomeromycota; Glomeromycetes; Diversisporales; Gigasporaceae
Source: the annotation of a GenBank genome assembly